AUGGCCGACACUGCGGUGGAAGACCCCUUGGCGAAUAGAGGGCCGGAGCUGAGCGGCACCACGACGGCGCUGCUCGUUCUCGCGACGGUGUUUGUUGGCCUGCGGUUCUGGGCGCGAUGGACGGUUGGCUUCCACUACGGCCUCGAUGACUGGUUCAUGGUCGUUGGACUGAUCGUCACCUUCAUGGCGGGUGCUCUCAACUAUGCCAUGAUUGCACAAGGUCUCGGGCGCCAUGCCUCGACUCUCUCUAUGGACCAGCAGGUGCAGUUCCUCAAGCUGCUUCUGGCCUUUGAGUGCGUCUAUGUUACGGCGGUCAUGUUCAUCAAGAUCUCCCUGCUCCUGAUGUACCGUCGUAUCUUCCCGUCUCGCGGCUUCAAGAUCUCGGCCAUGGUUCUCGGCUUCCUCACCAUCGGCUGGUGGAUCUCGAUCGUCCUGGUCUGCGUGUUCCAGUGCACGCCCGUGGCGAAGGCGUACAUGCCGUGGAUCGACGGCACCUGUAUCGACCUCAAGGCGUCCUUUAUCGGAAACGCCAUCCCCAACAUCCUGACGGACGUCGCCAUUCUUUGCCUACCUAUCAAGGAGGUAUGGAGGCUGCAGGUUACCAUGGUGCAGCGCAUCUCGCUGUGCUUCAUGUUCCUGCUGGGUGGAUUCGUCCUGUUCGCCAGUAUCUACCGCUUCACGACGAUUAUGCAGUUCCAGUUGACGGACACGACAUGGACCCUUGCUACCGCCUGCACGUGGUGCGUCGUCGAGUGCGCCUGCGGUGUCAUCAGCGCGUGCCUGCCUACCCUUCGUCCGCUCAUGGUCAAGGUUUCAUCGCAAUUCGGCAGCAUCGCAACCAAGUACAACCUUUCCGGAGGCCAGAGCGGUGGCCGCAGCGGCGGCCGCGCGACCAAGAUGGGCAGCCGCGGGCCCACGGAACUCAUGACAAUUGGAGGAACCGGCGGCAAGUCGGCCGACAGAGGAUUCAAGCGUCUCGGCACCGAGGACCGCAAAUACGGCGUAACAACGAGCGUCACGGGGCGAUCUGAACGAGGUGGUAAGGGCCUACCCGACUCUGGCUCCGACGACGACCUGUCACUCAAGGGCGGCAUCCGCAUCAAGGUUGACCAAGAGGUCCGAUGGGGCGAGGAACAGUCGAAGUACAAUGAGUCAAAAUACCAGCCUUCCUCGAGAAGCGCCUCGUCCUCGGGUCUUGGCUCUCGACCGUAG
Molecule: messenger RNA, 1212 nt
Organism: Colletotrichum aenigma
Lineage: Eukaryota; Fungi; Ascomycota; Sordariomycetes; Glomerellales; Glomerellaceae
Product: Satratoxin biosynthesis SC1 cluster protein 4
Exons: 5
Coding region: 1-1212 (403 amino acids)
Source: RefSeq, a predicted model, not a curated record